AGACUUCGACAUGAACAGUACUCCUCGAUAUCGCGACAACGAAGAAGACCCGAUCGAAGACCAGCUAGAGCUGUCGGCUCAUGAUAUGUCGACCACACACCCUCAGUGGUAUCGUAGCGGUCCUCAAAGGCUCUGGCAUGGGUGUCUGAAUUACUGGCCCUCCAGCAAGAGCCCAAUGGACCGCAAGAGGCGAAGGCUACUGUGCAGAAGAGUAAUGAUCUUCAUCGUCGUUACAACAAUAUUGGGCGUUAUCUCAGCACUUGUUUACCUUGCGUUAGUCAGUGCGCUUCUACGAAGACUUAAUCCACCACCAGGCCGCAGUGGUCUACACCACAUCAUCGACCACUGGAGAGAACCAGAUGAUAGUGGUACACAUAUAUAUGAAUGGAGAGACGACUUCAGCCGAGAUAUCGUCCCAAAGAACUGCCACUCUCACAACGAUUACUGGCGUUCUGUUCCUCUCUACAAUGCCCUAGCAGCAGGGUGCAUUGGCAUCGAGGCUGAUAUAUGGCUGGCAGAUGACAAUGAGCUCCUCGUCAGUCACUCAUGGGCUUCGACGACAUUGCACCGAACACUUCGAUCCCUUUACCUCGAUCCACUUGCCAAUGUUCUUGACAAGCGCAACGCUACGGCUGCCUCUGAGGACAGAAAGGAAGUCGGGGUCUUUGACGCCGAUCCAACAGUAUCCACCAUCUUGCUUAUUGAUUUCAAGAACGACGAAUUCAAAACAUGGCCAGUCCUUCUUGAACAACUCCGGCCGUUCCAGGACAGGGAUUGGCUCACAUACUAUGACGGUUCGGUUCUACACCAAGGUCCACUCACCAUUGUAGGGACAGGGAGCACGCCAUUCGAGCUUGUCCAGCAGAACUCCACAAAUCGCAUCAUCUUCUUUGACGCGCCAUUACUCUCCAUAUCAGACGAGCAGUACAACACAACAAAUUCGUACUAUGCUAGCGUAGAAAUGAAGAAGGCGAUCGGCUCCAUCUGGUUCAACAAACUGUCGGCGAAGCAAGUCGAUAAGCUCACGGAGCAGAUACGUGCUGCCGACGCAAAAGGGCUGAAGAGCAGAUAUUGGGGCGAGCCACGAUGGCCCAUCAGUCUGAGGGAUAAAGUGUGGUUCAAACUGACUGAGCUGGGUGUUGGCAUGCUGAAUGUUGACGAUCUGGUAAGCGCUACGAGAUGGAAUUGGAAUUGGUGUAUCAUAGCUGGACUACGACUCUGUGGGAAUAGCUGA
This is a messenger RNA of Boeremia exigua, 1234 nucleotides long. RefSeq names its product PLC-like phosphodiesterase. Gene Ontology annotation, biological process: lipid metabolic process. The record is from RefSeq and is a predicted model, not a curated record. Gene Ontology annotation, molecular function: phosphoric diester hydrolase activity. The transcript is spliced from 2 exons. NCBI's taxonomy places the organism in Eukaryota, Fungi, Ascomycota, Dothideomycetes, Pleosporales, Didymellaceae. Bases 11 to 1234 code for a protein of 407 amino acids.